This is a messenger RNA of Trichoderma reesei QM6a, 867 nucleotides long. RefSeq lists its product as uncharacterized. Lineage: Eukaryota; Fungi; Ascomycota; Sordariomycetes; Hypocreales; Hypocreaceae. The transcript has 6 exons. The record is from RefSeq and is a predicted model, not a curated record. The coding region runs from base 1 to 867 and encodes 288 amino acids. Gene Ontology annotation, biological process: mycotoxin biosynthetic process.
AUGGCCAGAGAGCAUCAUCUACGCCGGCUACUUUCCAGCAUCUCAGACGACUCUGAUGAUGAAGAAGGAAGCUUGCCUCAACAUACAAGCAAAGAAAAGCCAACAGAGAAGCCCCAUGCCUUAAGGCUGCUGGUCAAGCCUUGCAGCUUUCUCUUGGUUCUGCUGACAACUUGCGUGAUUUCAUUUUGGGCUGGACUUCGUGCCCAUGACCGACAAGCGAAUGUUGAUAUUCUAUGUGCAAAACAUACGAAUCGAUGGUCUCCUCUGGUCAGAGAUGUACCCAUCAAAUACACAUAUCAAGAGUUCAACGGCUCCUUCUUAAAGGAAAACAUAUAUCGGAAUGUCGGGUCAGCGGAAGUUGACAAAGCAUGGGAGGAUCUGGGGUCUGGCUACCGAGCUGGUGUCAUAUCCUACAAGGAUGGUAUAGCAAGUGGCCUGGACCCAUCCUUUGUGCAGCGAGCGGAGAAGUACGGCGGAGGCUUCAUUGUGAAUGUCGAGGGAAUGCACCAUUUGCACUGUUUGAAUUUGGUUCGCAAAGCUCUCUAUUUCAACUACGACUACUACAAAGAACUAGGGGAGCACGCAUUCGUCAACGAAGAGUUUAUCCUACGGCUACACAUCACACACUGCCUAGAUACACUUCGUCAAGUCUUAAUGUGCAACGUAGACACAGGUGUGCUAGGACAGGUAUGGGUUGACACCAAGGAGCCGACAGCGUUCCCGGUCUUCAGCACGAAGCACGUUUGCAAAAACUACGAUGACAUACGCAAAUGGGCAGAGCUUCAACAGGCACCGCCUCCUGACAAGCUACCCAAGGAUUACCUGGCCCCUCCUAAAGCUGGAGAUGUAUUCGAAUCUACGCCUUAA